ACCCUUCAAUAUUUCUUUAACUACCAAUGGAGGUAUUUGGAAAAUGUAUGGUAGAUGUGCCUACAAAUGUUAUUUAUCUGUCCAGUAUUCUUGGCCAAGAUGGGCCAAACAAUGUUCACAAAUGUGAUUUCAAGUGUGAAAACGAACACGUUUGUGGAAACGUGUAUAGGUGCAGGCUAACAGGGCUGACUCACGUCUGUGACAAAAACUGUAACCAGAGAAUUGUGUAUGAUAAUUACAGCUCCCUUUGCAGAGUGAGCAAGCAGAUUUUCCCUCUAACACCUGAUGAGCAGCAGGCGGUUAAAGGUGUACGCAGGAAGCUCGAUGCUGAGAGUGAUAAUACUUGUGCUUUUAAACGUAGUAGGAUUGAUUCUCAGUUCAAUCCCUCUCCUUUCGGGAGGUCCUUCACUGCUGUUGUUGGUCCAAUUAGUAUUAGUCAAGUUGGAGAUGUGGACAUGAUGAACUAGACCAUUAAUAGAGCUGAAGAAAACUGAUCAGCAUCAACUUUACUAUUAUAUUCCCUAUUUUCUGUUUGAACUCUCCCGUUGAGUCUCUAGUAGUAGUAGUAUAUGCUUAGCUAAACUGAAUAUGUCAGUACUACUUUGAACUUAAAUCCAUCCUCUAUAUGUGGGAUGAACUUACUUUCUUAUCUCCUCAUUCUCAUCUAUAACUAUUACCCUGACUUUGA
Messenger RNA from Impatiens glandulifera, 688 nucleotides. RefSeq lists its product as uncharacterized. The transcript has a single exon. Lineage: Eukaryota; Viridiplantae; Streptophyta; Magnoliopsida; Ericales; Balsaminaceae. The coding region runs from base 27 to 467 and encodes 146 amino acids. The record is from RefSeq and is a predicted model, not a curated record.